AUGCCAGUGAUGCUUGAUAUUGCGAGUGAAUCGAAUGCGUUCACCGUUAUAAACCAUGAGGAGGACAAGCAUAGCCCGAAGCACACGGCGCUUCCGCGCAACGUAAACGUCGUCAAGCCACUCCAGCGCGAUGACGGCCGCACGCACCUGCCGAGUGCCGCGAAGGAACAGAUGACGGAGGGAAUGGCCGCCGUCGCGCCGCAAACCAUUCUCGAUCCUAAAUUCACGCGGGCACUUGAUUUUAAGCUACGUCGGCUAAAAGAGAAAGAAAUUUUGGAAGCCAACUUACGCAGACCGACCCGUAAUCGACGCCGUCCCGGAACUUUUGCAUUUUCAAAUCCCAAUCUGACCUGGAAGGAUCAAACUCCGCCAAAGAAAAUGAUGAGCCAAUCUCAGCCUCGAAUCGACACGAUAUCUAGCGAUAAUGAUAAGGGGAAAAUUACUAUGAAACUUGACAAAUCUCCUGUAGCGGGCAAGAACCGAGGUAGAGCCGCGGGCAGCACUGAUACGGAAAAACCACGCUUUAUUACUACAGUAAAAACAGGACAGUUUUUGUUGCCACCACCGGAUGUGGCUUGCCUUCUGGGACUGGAUACUUUAUACCCACCACAGGAGAGGGAGAAAAUUGUUUAUUCUUAUGCAAGUAAACCAAAAGCUGUCACGACACGAUCAAAGCAUUCGGUAUCUGAUAAGAAGAAUGAAGUCAUGCCUAAUGGAGUCCCCUCCGGCAUUUCCAAUGUGAAACGUGCCAGCGGUGGUGAACUUUUUAAAGGUGUCCGAAGUAUAAUAGCAGGUGUCGCUGGAAUAAAGCACCUACUUGAAAAACAAGACCAUGUCGGCAGCUUGGCGACGGCGGCGACGGCGGUCACCGGCGGCACGGGCUACUCCAACGUGAUGCACGACAAGCGCGUCGUGCGCGGGAGCACUUUCGCUACGCAUCCGCACGCUGCUGGCGACGGGCUGGAGAGCAAUGCGGCGCGCGCGGCGGCCACGCGGCGGCGGGCGCUGGCGCGGCGCGCGGCUCGGGCGCGCCUGCGGCCCGGCACGCCGCCGCCCGCGCCCGGCCGCCGCCACCACCCCAUACAGACUGAGUACUACCUCGAAGAGCUAUUUGACAAAGGUGUUGAAAUGGAAAUUGGAGUUCAGACGGACUUGUUCGUGGACCGCCCGGCCACGCCGGUCUACGUGCCUGCAAAAACCGGCGCAGACGCCUUCACUCAAAUAUAUCCUGGCGAUCUGUUCGACUUCGACGUGGAGGUGCAGCCGAUCCUGGAGGUGCUCGUGAGCAAGACGGCACAGCAAGCGCUGGGCGAGGUGGCGCAGGAGGAGGAGCUGGCCGCGCUGCGCGAGCAACAGCGCCGCUACCGCGAGCUGCGCGACACCGAGCUCGCCGAACGACAGCGCCUCGCGCGACAGGACGAGCGACUACAUCAGGAAAAGGAGCGGCGCGUGGCGGAAGCGCGGGUGGCGCGCGCGGCGGGCGCGGAGGCGCGCGCGCGCGUAGCGGCGGCCGCACUGGUGCAGGGCUACGUGGCCGAACUGCUGCCCGCCGCGCUGGCCGGCCUGCGCGACGCCGGCCACCUCGUGCGCCGUCUGCAGCGCGGUGUAGAAGAAGAAUUCAUGCCAUGGCUCAUACAAGAGGUGUCUCAAGAGAUAGAGUCCAUAAUCACGAGCAGAGACGUCAUUACCGAGAUAGUGCGCGACGUGGUGGAGGCGCGCGCGGAGCUGUACGGCGGCGCGGGCGAGCGCCUCGCGCAGCGCGUCUCGCCGCCGGACUCGCUCACGCCGCCUUCCAUACCCACUGAGGAAGAGGCUGAAGAA
Molecule: messenger RNA, 1821 nt
Organism: Brenthis ino (lesser marbled fritillary)
Lineage: Eukaryota; Metazoa; Arthropoda; Insecta; Lepidoptera; Nymphalidae
Source: the annotation of a GenBank genome assembly